AUGCGACCCGUCAUACGGCAAGGUGUCCGGCACUACUCCUGCCAGUCAUCGCAGCAGAGCCGCCAACCGACGGAAACGCCUCUUUCUCCGGUCCCCGACGCGGCGGUCGUACCACUCGUCGUCCAGAAGUCGUCCGCGUGGGCGGCCAUGGCGUCGGUCGCCACCAACGUCGUGAGCAACGCGGCGAAGCGGGCGGUCGGCGCCGUCCCGGGCCCUGCGGAUCUGCCGGUCCACCCCCUCAAGGUGGUGGCCAAGGAGCUCAGCACCAAGUUCCUCACGCCCAGCAUCAAGAACCUCGUCGCGUCCCGCACCCCGCAGCUCGACCGGGUGGCCAAGUACUACACCCAGGCGGAAGGCAAGUACGUCCGCCCGCGCAUCGUGCUGCUCAUGGCGCGCGCCACCGCGCUCUGCCCCAAGGCCGGGCCCGACUCCCAGUCCGCCAGCCUGAACCCGGCCCCCGACGCCGAACCGAUACCCGGCGUCAACCCCGCCCAGCGCCGGCUUGCCGAGAUCACCGAGACCAUCCACACCGCCUCCCUCCUCCACGACGACUUCGGCAACAAGAUGGCUGUGCUCGGCGGCGACUUCCUCCUCGCCCGUGCCUCCGUCUCCCUCGCCCGUCUCCGCCACCCCGAAGUCAUUGAGCUGCUCGCCACCGUCAUCGCCAAUUUGGUCGAGGGCGAGUUCAUGCAGCUCCGCAACACCGAGGCCGGCGAGCGCGACCCCGUCUGGACCGAGGACGCCCUCACGUAUUACUUGGAAAAGACGUACCUCAAGACGGCCAGCCUCAUCUCCAAGUCGUGCAGGGCUACCGCCAUCCUCGGCGGCGCGGACGCCGCCACCGUCGAUGCCGCGUACGCGUACGGAAAAAACCUCGGUCUCGCAUUCCAGCUCGUUGACGACAUGCUCGACUAUACCAUUAGCGGCAAGGACCUCGGCAAGCCUGCGGGCGCGGACCUUGAGCUCGGCCUCGCUACGGCUCCCCUCUUGUUCGCGUGGAAGGUGAACCCGGAGCUGGGUGCUCUCGUGGGUAGGAAGUUUGCCGAGGAGGGCGAUGUUGCUAGGGCUCGUGAGCUCGUAAUCCAGAGCAACGGUAUCGAGCAGACGCGUGCCCUCGCCGAAGACUACGCCAACAAGGCGGCGGCGGCCUCGAUGCCUUCCCUGACAGCGAGGCAAAGGAGGGCUUGA
Parascedosporium putredinis is the source of this 1188-nucleotide messenger RNA. The record is from the annotation of a GenBank genome assembly. Lineage: Eukaryota; Fungi; Ascomycota; Sordariomycetes; Microascales; Microascaceae.